Molecule: messenger RNA, 2537 nt
Organism: Aplysia californica (California sea hare)
Lineage: Eukaryota; Metazoa; Mollusca; Gastropoda; Aplysiida; Aplysiidae
Product: glucosidase 2 subunit beta
Exons: 6
Coding region: 578-1771 (397 amino acids)
Biological process (GO): N-glycan processing
Cellular component (GO): glucosidase II complex
Source: RefSeq, a predicted model, not a curated record
CAUGGCCGCUCCCUAGGAGUCAGAGUUGGAGUUGUGUACAGUGUAGAGAAACCGAAAGCAAUCGAGACGUCUACAUACAGACACAGCAUAUUAUGAAAGGAUAUAGUCUAACAACGAAUACAUUCAAUGAACUGAUGGAAAGGAAAAUGUAAUCCGAAAGUUUUUCCAUGGUCCAUUGCAAUGGAUCUUAGCAUUGUCAGUCUUCAAAAAAUUCAAAAAUCAUCAUAAAAAGAUUCUUAAAGUUUAAAAAAAAUAAAAAAAUUAGGCCCAAUUUGAAGUCCCGAGGCUGGUCCAACUCCUAAGUCCAAGUAGAUCUACUCCAGGUUUCUCAAGUCCACAAUAAAAUUGAGUGAGUGUGAGCUGUACUGUAGUUCUAAACUGCAAAUUCUAGUGUGUGUGUGAAUAAAAAGUUCACGAAUUAAAGAGGCCUCCGCACUGUACUGAAAUUGAACUGACUACAGUCUACAGUCACUGUAACAUAGGCUAAAUUACAAUUCUCUGUCCAUUGUAUUAUUAGAUUAUAUUAUUAUUUAUAGUGUCAAUCUAGUUUCUAGGUCAACUAGAUCUAGAUAUUUUGAUGGCGCCGUUACAGUUUUGUCGAAGGAAAUACAGGACAUUGGGCCUACUUGGCGUAGUUGCAGUGCUUUUUUACUUACUUCAGUGCAUCAGCAUCACACAGUUGGGGAAAAUUCCAGGCAAAAAGAACAAGCACUCCUCCCAGUCGCAGACUUUAGUGAAGAACAUGGCCAUAGAAGAUGGAAUACUGGAGAAUGACCAGAGAAAUAUUGCUGAGAAAAUUGCAGCUGAACAUGCUGAUGUCGAAGAAAAUGGAGCAGCUGCAAGACAAAAUAUUGAUGUCAAAGGAAACAGAUUGCCUGGGAGUACACUAAGUGAUGUGUACAGAGAUGGUUCUGACGAUGAAAGCUUACAGAGAUCCGGUUCCUCAUCCCUGGUGUUACGUGGAGUCCUGCCAUCUGACUGGAAGAGAUACAUGCUGAACAAGAAUGGAAUGUUCUCCUGCAUUGCAGCACCACAGGUUCAAAUUUCUAUGGACAAAGUCAAUGAUGACUUCUGUGACUGCCCGGACUCCUCAGAUGAACCAGGCACAUCGGCCUGCCCUCACAGCAAAUUUUACUGCACAGUGCAGGUCCCCGGCUCCCCUCCUCAGUUCCUCCACUCGUCCAAGGUCAACGACGGGAUCUGCGACUGUUGUGACGGGAGCGACGAGUGGCAGGGGGCACUUGUGCCGGAAUUCAUGAGGAUUGGAGAAGGUCAACCACAAGGUUCCGUCUACCAUGCCCCCUGCACGGACAGAUGUAGUGAGAUUGUGGCUCUGAGUAGACGGGAGCAACAUUUGCGAUCUCAAGGUCAUGACCUUCAGGCUAGCUAUCUGCGGCAGGCACAGACAGAGCUCUCAGACUAUCAGAGGCCGAACUACGGCCCUAACGGCAUCUUCUACGCUCUGAGCAAGCAAUGUCACACGCUCACGUCGGACCAGUACAAGUACGAGGUCUGCCCUUUCAAGUCAGUCACCCAGACCUCCGACUAUCGGCCGCCAGUCAGCCUGGGCGGCCAGAGGUCAAAGGUGGAGAUGGUCGAGGGUCAGCAUGUUAUUGAGAUGACUGGAGGGGAGGGCUCUCUGUGUCCGGCCGGCCGGGCACGCAUGUCCAAGAUUGUUUUGCUGUGUGGACUAAGAGACGAAGUGAUCAGCGUGUCUGAAUCAGAGCUUUGCCUGUACGCCUUCAAGAUGUCCUCUCCUGCUGCUUGCUGAUUGGAUGGUUGGUGUGUAGCUGUCUGCUGAUUGGAUGGUUGGUGUGUAGCUGUCUGCUGAUUGGAUGGUUGGUAUGCUGGGUGCUUAUUAUUAUGUCUCUAACUGAAUGCUGAUUGGAUGGAUGGUGUGCUAGGUUCUUAUCCUGAUCUCAUCGGCUGCUUGCUGAUUGGAAGGUUGGUGUGCUUGGUGUCACCAGCUACCUGCUGAUUUGAUGGUUGGUGUGCGGUGCGCUACCUGUACAUAUCAUUGGCAAGCUGUUCAAUUGUUCCAAGCCCAGAAAGCAACGUUUUUCUGGUGAGAAAAAGAAUUGUUUUUAACAAUAACUACUGUACCUACUUCUCGUCUCUUUUUUUUUUUUUGUGUUGCUUUUUUUAAACAUCAAGAAUCUCAAUUUUGACCAAACAUUUCUAAGGCACAUGCAACCAAUACCAUACCACGGACUGAGAACAGCAAUAAUUUUGUUCUUCUCAAUUUUGGGCAUAGUACAUCUGAACUGCUGGCCGGCAAUAUCAUUAUGUGGUGUCUUAUUUCGAUGGUGUUUUUCUCUAACCGCUUUAUUACUGGUUUUUUGGGACAAUUUUUAGGAGAGAGCAAAAAUGUAUUUUGUGGAGUACUAACUCCCAAAAUUUGACUUCCCCUAUCCUUGUUGUUAUUCUUUAUAAAAAAGUUCCAUCAUUUAGCCGCCUUUCCAGGGGGCUCUUGUGGCCUAGAGGGUAAGGUGUUGGCCUCUCAUUCAAAGGUCCCGGGUUCGAAUCCAGGUAGUGGC